AAAAAGAGGCAACGACGUCGCUCGACUGCUCAGUUGUGCAAACGCUUUCGUCGGAGCAACAAGCAAGGCUGGAGAGCCAGAAAAAUAUAAUUGAAAAAAGCAUAGAAACAAAUACAAGAGACUUAACAAAAUUCAAAUAUUGAAUUACAGCAACAAAACUGCGCAUAGAGCAACUUUAAGUGUUUUGAAGUGCUGCAGCAGCAGAAAUAGAGUAAGGCGGAUUUGUCUUACUAGUUUUUCGCGAAAAUUGUCAACCAAGGAAAACCAGCAACAGCAUCGUGUGAACAGUUUUAAAAACCGAAGGGGCCAAAGGUAGAUUUAUCAAUAGCAAUCAACUUGCCGAAAACAAGUGCAAUAAAAUGGCUGGCUAUUAAUUGCAAUCACACACAUACAUACAAACGUGUCGUAAUCGGAGAUACAGACACAUACGCAAUAAAAGAGAGAGCGCGUAAGAGCGAGAGAGAACAUUGCGUUAACGCAGUUGGAAUUUAAAUUUUAGCGCAUAUCGAUAAGCACACAUCGAUUGAAAAUGAACAGUUUGGUGCGCGUGUUUAGCAAUUUGCAAGACUUUUACAACGACAUCAAUGCGGCCACAUUGACUGGAGCCAUCGAUGUGAUCGCCGUGGAGCAGGAGGAUGGCGAAUACCAGUGCUCCCCUUUCCAUGUGCGCUUCGGCAAGCUUGGCGUGCUGCGCAGUCGCGAGAAAGUGGUGGACAUUGAAAUAAAUGGAGCACCCGUGGACAUACAGAUGAAGCUGGGCGAUUCCGGCGAGGCAUUCUUUGUGGAGGAAUGCCCGGAGGAUGACGAUGAGGAAUUGCCCGAAAAUUUGGCCACAUCACCUAUACCAAAGAGUUUCCUGCAGUCCCUGAACAAGGGCAACGACACCAUGGAGGACAUAAGCGGCGUGAUCGCAGACAAAAAUGCUAGCGAUGAUUUGCAAAUCCCGUUGCCAAUGCCGCGUCGCAACUCCAUUGAUCUAUCCAAGGAGGAGCCCAAGGAAAUUGCCAACGAGGGCACCAAAUACGAGAAUCAAGUCUCGGAUUACACACAGCGCAGGCACACUGAGAACGAGAUGGAUGCCCGUAGAUUGGGUCACAAGCGCUUGGAGUAUACCACACUGAAGAUGCGCAAGGAAUGGGCUGAGCAUGAGGAAUUCUUUCAAGACACAAAGGCGCUGGAGAAAGUGCCGAAUACCAAAGUGGAGUCGGAAGCCAAGGAACCUGUCCAGAGCGAAUUGAAGGUGACCAGCGAGUCCGCGGAGCAACCCAACGAUGAUAAGAAAUACGAGCAGCUAAUCGCGGACUUCAAACAGCGCGGGUACUCGGAUGACGAUAUAAAGUCCAGGAUACACGGCCAUAAAAUCAAGGAAAUGCUUAUGGUAGCUUUUAUAGAGCAAAAGGAGAAAGAGAAAGAUAAGAAAGCAGCGGAUUUAGAGCUGACCAAGAGUGAGUUGAAGUCUGUUCCGGCUUCGGCUCCGGCUCCGGCUUCGAUUCCGGCUCCAGCUGUAGCAGCAGUGGGAGCAGCUACCAACGAGCCAAUUAACAAGGAUGAGUCCAAGAGCAAAACAAAGAAGCGUCGCAAGAAGUCGCAGAUGAAGAAGAAGAAUUCACAACGCAAGACAUCCUCAAGCAGCUCCAUUGGCAGCGCCGCUGGCGGCGAUGCUGGCCACAUGGAUGCCAGUUCUGAACUGAACUCGGUUCAGGUGAGCAACAUUGAUGAGAGCACCACAGAUGUGGCUGCCAGCAUUUGCAUUUUCAACCAAAACAACAACAACACAAAUUCCAACUCGUCCAACGACGAGCAGGCAACCGCAUCCCUGUUAACGGCCCACAGUGAACUGACCACGCCCACAACAACAGCAACAGGGGCAACAGGAGCAGCUGGAGCAGCAGUAGCCGCCCACAAAUGUCAUGACUUUGACAUACACUUCUUCAGCGACACGGAGAUCUCAACGCCCACAAGCAUUGGAGCCUCGAAUGCUCCACGUGUCGGCGGACGACCCUCGACCCCGAUCCAGAGUGACAGCGAACUGGAGACGACAAUGCGGGACAAGCGCCACGUGGGUCACGACGAUGAGACCAGUGCUCUGUGGAAGUGGGGCGAGUUGCCCACACCGGAGCAGGCCAAGGGCAGCGUCAGUGCUGCGGACGCGCAGCAGAGUGAGCGUCAUUCCAUGUUGAGCAACAUGUUCAGUUUCAUGAAGCGGGCCAAUCGUUUGAGGAAGGAAGGUGCCGCCAAUCAGGCGGGUGACAUUUAUCUGUCUGACCUGGAUGCGGGCAUGAUUGAUCCCGAAAUGGCAGCUCUCUACUUUCCCAGUCCCAAGCCCAAGGAGGCGAAGGCAACGCACAGCGGGGAUGAGGAUCGGGAGAGUGGCAAUGGCACCAGUCUGCCACACUCACCCAGCUCCCUGGAGGAGAACCAAAAGAGCUUGGACUCGGACUUCGAUGACAGCAAGCAGCAGCUGGAUAAAAAAUACUUGGACUUGGUUUCCAUGUCCAUGUGUGGCAUGCAGGAGAAUGGAGGACCACCCUCGGACGAGGAGUUUGAUCGACAACUGGUCACUUAUCCCGAUGUGUGCAAAAAUCCACACAUGUUCUCAUCGCCAAAUCUAGUUGUACGUCUAAAUGGUAAAUACUACACUUGGAUGACUGCAUGUCCCAUUGUCAUGACAAUGAUAGCAUUCCAGAAACAACUAACCGAAGAUGCCAUCGAGCAGCUGAUAUCGCCAUUAUCACCAAUAUCGCCAAUAUCGCGUGAUAUGGGCGACGACAAACCCGAGGCUGUCCACCCGACGGACACGGUUGGUCAAACCAAACGUUCCUGGUGGAGCUGGCGAAGAUCUCAGGAUGCAGUGCCCAAUCAGGCUAACAAUAACAUCGGCAAGAGCGCCGUCAAGAACGUGAAUCUUGACAAAGAUGAGAAGGAUGGUGAUCAGGCUGCCGUGAGCACGCAAACAUCGCGUCCCAAUUCGCCGGAUAUAACAGAUCCCACGCUGAGCAAGAGCGAUUCGCUUGUGAAUGCCGAAAACACCUCCGCAUUGGUGGAUAAUCUCGAGGAGCUGACCAUGACAUCCAAUAAGAGCGAUGAGCCCAAAGAGCGCUACAAGAAAUCGCUACGCUUAAGCUCAGCAGCCAUUAAAAAGCUCAACUUGAAGGAGGGCAUGAAUGAGAUCGAGUUUAGUGUGACGACCGCUUAUCAGGGCACAACACGCUGCAAGUGUUAUUUGUUCCGUUGGAAGCAUAAUGAUAAGGUGGUUAUAUCGGACAUUGAUGGCACCAUUACCAAAUCGGAUGUAUUGGGUCACAUAUUGCCGAUGGUGGGCAAGGAUUGGGCGCAAUUGGGUGUCGCUCAGCUCUUCUCGAAAAUUGAGCAGAAUGGCUAUAAACUACUUUAUCUAUCGGCACGUGCCAUUGGCCAAUCACGCGUGACACGCGAAUAUUUACGCUCCAUACGUCAGGGCAAUGUUAUGCUGCCCGAUGGACCAUUAUUGCUGAAUCCCACAUCAUUGAUAUCCGCAUUCCAUCGCGAAGUGAUCGAAAAGAAACCAGAACAAUUUAAGAUCGCCUGUUUGUCAGACAUCCGUGAUCUCUUCCCAAAAAGGGAUCCCUUCUAUGCCGGCUACGGCAAUCGUAUUAAUGAUGUGUGGGCUUAUCGCGCUGUGGGAAUACCCAUAAUGCGUAUUUUUACGAUUAACACCAAGGGCGAGCUUAAGCACGAAUUGACCCAAACAUUCCAGUCAUCUGGCUACAUCAAUCAGUCGCUUGAGGUCGAUGAAUACUUUCCCCCUCUGAUGCACACCGAUGAGUACGAGUAUCGCACCGAUAUCUUCGAUAACGAUGACAUGGAGGAUGAGCUACAAUUCAGCGAUGAUUCCGAUAUUGAACUUGACGACGAUUACAAUCACGACAACGAUGAUGAUAAUAAUGAUUAUGAUGAUGGGGGCGCUCUCUUUGCUGACGAUGUGAAGAAACACUUUUAUCCUUACCACCUACAUAAAAAGUUAGAGUCUACAUAAAAUCGAGACUAGAUCAAAAAUUUAAAUUGUGAUAUGAAUAAUUCCUAGUGCUAAGGUCUUAGCUUAAACUUAUUUUUAAGUGGGAGAGGGGCGGGCUUGGAAAGCUUCCCUACCCCUUAAAUGUUAUAGCUAUAGUAUUGGCGUGAGCUUUGAAAGCUCAAACGCACCGUUAACUUGUAGUUUUAAUGAAUCCCGUUACGCCCCAAUAAAUAGACUAUAAGCUGUUUUUAUCCAUCUAUAUCUAUAUCUAUAGAACGAUAUCUUAUAUAUAACUAUAAAGAAACACAAAUAAAAUGUGUGCAUA
Drosophila innubila is the source of this 4319-nucleotide messenger RNA. RefSeq names its product phosphatidate phosphatase LPIN1 (gene Lpin). The record is from RefSeq and is a predicted model, not a curated record. Gene Ontology annotation, biological process: cellular response to insulin stimulus; triglyceride biosynthetic process; positive regulation of transcription by RNA polymerase II. Gene Ontology annotation, molecular function: transcription coactivator activity; phosphatidate phosphatase activity. The transcript has 13 exons. The coding region runs from base 530 to 4015 and encodes 1161 amino acids. Lineage: Eukaryota; Metazoa; Arthropoda; Insecta; Diptera; Drosophilidae. Gene Ontology annotation, cellular component: nucleus.